Capsella rubella is the source of this 144-nucleotide messenger RNA. RefSeq lists its product as uncharacterized. Lineage: Eukaryota; Viridiplantae; Streptophyta; Magnoliopsida; Brassicales; Brassicaceae. The record is from RefSeq and is a predicted model, not a curated record.
AUGCAGAAUAAACCCUUACCAGGACCAGAAAAAACCUUCAGCAAAGCAUCACCCGUUAGCCCUCACAAAGGAAACAAGACAAGCGUUUAAAACCAGGGGCAGAUCGGGGAGUUGAGGCAAAUAUGUAGUGCAGGCAAUAUAUAA